AGGAGCCCGAGCAGGACGUCAUCAGCUGGGGACGUCAUCAUCCGGGGACGUCAUGUGACCAACCAGGAAGUGAGAGAUGAGAGUUCUGAGGGGGGCGAGAUGCGGAAUACUGGAAACGUUCGUUCAUCAGAAAUUUAACCUGAAUCAAUCGUCGCGAGGGCAGUAUGGAGGAUGAUGAACUUCCGCCAGAGGAUGGGAUGGGUGGGCGUGGCCUUCUUCUUGCUCCUCAGCGUCAUGGCGGUCUACUACGUCUUUGAGGUCCACAGUUUCAGCUUGGAGCACGUGCAGAGAGGUGGAUCUGGUCCGUCGGCUCCGCCCCUCGCCUUCACCUGGUCUCAGAGCCUCAGCGCUCGCCUGCCUCCGCUUCCUGUCUGGAUGUGGGCGUCGGUCUUUCUGCUGCCCUACCUGCAGCUCUUCCUCUUCCUGUUCUCCUGCACCAGAGCCGACCCUCGAGCUGUCGGUUACUGCGUCCUUCCCGUCUGCCUCGCCCUGCUGUGCAGUCGCCGCCACGCCGCCAGGAAGCCGGCCAAUCAGAGAGGCCCGCCGCUCAUUGACACGUAGAGGAUGACCAAUCAGAGAGCCCCGUCGUUCAGUGACAUGUAGAGGGCCGAAGGACCAAACUGAAUGACAGUGAACUGUUUGUGUUAAUGUUUGUGAUGUCACUUCCUGUGUGCCUUUGCAGUUGAACACUCCUGUUGUGUAAACCCUCCUCAUUGUCUGCUAGGUGUCCUGUCUGCCCUGAGCAUCGACUGUCAGGCAUCUAGUCUUCUGUAAGCAUCAACUCUCAGGUCAGGCGUCCAGUCUGCCCUGAGUGUUGGCUGUCAGGAGUCUAGUCUGCCCUGAGUGUUGUCUGUCAGGAGUCCAGUCUGCCCUGAGUGUCGUCUCUCAGGAGUCCAGUCUGCCCUGAGUGUCGUCUGUCAGGAGUCCAGUCUGCCCUGAGUACCGUCUGUCAGGUGUCCAGUCUGCCCUGAGUGUCGUUUGUCAGGCGUCUAGUCUGCCCUCAGUGUUGUCUGUCAGGUGUCCUUUCUUCCCUGAGUGUCGUCUGUCAGGCGUCCAGUCUGCCCUGAGUGUCGUCUGUCGGGCGUCCAGGCUGCCCUGAGUGUCGUCUGUCAGGGUCCGCAGUAUCAUUGUUCAAAGUAAGACUGUUUGCAGCUGUCAAUCACAGAGAAUCCUGAGCUGUGAUUGGCUGGAUGCCCUCCUCUCUCUCUCUCUGUGCGUGUGUGUGUGUGUGUGUGUGUGUGUGUGUGUGUGUGUUCUCCGUACUGUCGCUGUGGUUUAGCUGCUGUUUGAUUUUGAGCACAGAAGUUAAAGAGGUUGUGUUUGGCGAGAUGAGUCACAUGACAAACACUGGUUACCAUGGAUACCUUAUCAAAGAUGAACACAUGAAUAAGAAAGCUUUUACACACUUUGAAGAAGAAUCUUAGAAACACUUCAAACAGGAAGUUCAGGUUUUUAUUGUGAACAUGUUUACAGUCUGACUGGAGCAGCUUUUUAGACUUCCUCAAACAUGUUCAUGUCUCUGUCACGUCUCGGUGUUUGUGCCCGCUGUGAAUAAAAAAAAUCAA
Molecule: messenger RNA, 1565 nt
Organism: Notolabrus celidotus (New Zealand spotty)
Lineage: Eukaryota; Metazoa; Chordata; Actinopteri; Labriformes; Labridae
Gene: lyset
Product: transmembrane protein 251
Exons: 2
Coding region: 172-561 (129 amino acids)
Source: RefSeq, a predicted model, not a curated record